UUUUUAUUGUUGUUAUUGUAGCGUUUGGUUACGCGAGUAGCGGGGAAUUGGUGUUUCCUGCCGAUGCGAUUGGGUGGAAUUGUAAUUUCAUGCCGCCAGAACCACUGCCUUAGGAUCGGAAAGACUUCUUCAAGGAGAGGAAGCACCAUAACAAUAAUAACCACCACGACAGGACGGCGUCUGACUCUUUGCUAGGAGGUGGCGGCGGCGGCCCCCUGACCAGAUGGAGAGAUUACUCCUCGCCCUCUUCUCACAGCCGCGAGCUCCCCCGGUGGGGAUCUGUCGACUAUCGCAGACCUCCAGGUCAUGGUAAGCAGGGAGGUUGGUACUCGUUUGCUGAAGAAUCUUGUCAUGGUUAUAUGCCGUCUCGAACUGGUGACAAGAUGCUGGAAGAUGAGAGCACCCGCUUGUCUGUUUCGCGUGGUGAUGGGAAAUAUGUCCGGAAUAGUAGGGAAAAUAAAGUUUCUUUUAAUCAGAAAGACUGGAAAGGGCAUUCAUGGGAAACGAGCAAUGGGUCAUCCAACAUUCCUGGGAGGCUACAAGACCUGAGUAAUGAUCAGAGGUCAAUCGAUGAUAUGCUAACGUAUCCAUCUCAUCCUCAAUCUGACUUUGUAAACACAUGGGAUCACCUUCAGUUGAAAGAUCAACAUGAUAAUAAAAUGGGUGGUGUCAAUGGGUUGGGCACAGGCCAAAGAUGUGAGAGACAGAAUUCACUGGAUUGGAAAACACUUAAGUGGACUCGUUCUGGAAGUUUGUCUUCCCGGGGUUCAGGGUUCAGCCAUUCAAGCAGUUCAAAGAGCCUGGGUGGCGUAGAUUCCAAUGAAGGGAAGGCAGAUUUACAGCCAAAAAAUGCAACUCCAGUCCAGUCUCCAUCAGGGGAUGCAGCAACCUAUGUGACUUCUGCUAUGCCAUCUGAGGAGACUACUUCUAGGAAGAAGCCUCGUCUCGGAUGGGGUGAGGGAUUGGCAAAGUAUGAGAAAAAAAAAGUUGAAGGUCCUGAUGUGAGUGAGAACAAAGAUGGAGCUGUUGUUUUGACUAGUAAUGUAGAACCUGCUCAUUCUCUCUCUUCAAACUUGGCCGAAAAAAGCCCCAGAGUUAUGGGUUUGUCAGAUUGUGCAUCACCUGCAACUCCAUCCUCUGUUGCUUGCAGUUCUUCGUCAGGUGUAGAGGAGAAAGCAUUUAGCAAGGCAGCGAAUGUUGAUAAUGAUAACAGUAAUUUAUGUGGCUCACCUAGUAUUGGGUCUCAGAAUCAUCUUGAGGGAUUUUUAUUUAAUUUAGAGAAGUUGGAUAGCAGUUCAAUAUCUAAUUUAGGCUCUUCUCUUAUGGAAUUUCUCCAUCCUGAUGAUCCAAGUACUUUAGAUUCUAGUUUUGUUCGAUCUACUGCAAUGAAUAAGUUGCUUAUAUUGAAAGGCGAUAUUUUGAAGACCCUGGAGGUGACCGAAUCCGAAAUUGAUUCACUGGAAACUGAACUUAAGUCAUUGAAAUCUGAAUUGGGAAGUAGUUGUCCUUGUCCUGCAACAUCCAGUUCUUUGUCAGUAGAGGGCAACACAGAUAAUUUAAAGGAACAGGGGACUGCCUCCAAUUUAAUUGCCCGACCUGCUCCUUUGCAAAUUGAUUCUUGUGGUGAAGGUUUGUUGGAUAAGAUGCCUGAUUGUAGUCAUGUCUUGGAAGAAGCUCAUGCUAAUGUUAAAGAUGAGGAUGUAGAUAGUCCUGGAACUGCUACUUCUAAAUUUGUUGAACCGUUGACUGAGGUGAAGGAAGAGUCUCCAUCCGACAUGGUUAAAAAUGGUGAAUGUCCUGGAAAUUUGGAUGCUAUUCAGUCAGAAAACGUUGAACCUAAAUGCACACCGCCUGGCUCCUGUAAGGAAGAGGUGACUGGUGCCUCUGCUGGCAGGAAUGACAUUGCGGUUGCAGAGAGUGAUUGUGGUGCACUUGUUUCUGGUGAUUGGAGUCUAUAUGCUGAUGGAGAAAAUUUGUGUGAUAUAAUUUUGGGUUGCAAUAAAGAAUAUGCUAAUAGGGCUUCUGAAGUAUUUAAUAAGCUAUUGCCAAGAGAUCACUGUAAUGUUCAUGUUUGGGGUGUUGCCAAUGUCUUGCGUUGUCAGGACAACUCCUCAGUCAAAGAAAAGUUUGUAAAGAGGAAGCAAUUUUUAAGAUUUAAGGAGAGAGUAUUGACUCUUAAGUUUAAAGCCUUUCAACAUCUUUGGAAGGAAGAUAUGCGCUUACUUUCAAUAAGGAAAUAUCGUGUGAAGUCUCAGAAGAAAUGUGAAUUAAGCUUGAGGACAAUACAUAGUGGAUAUCAGAAGCACCGGUCUUCUAUUCGCUCUCGAUUUUCUUCUCCUGCAACAGGAAAUCUAAGCCUUGUUCCGACCACAGAGAUAAUUAAUUUCACUAGCAAACUGCUUUCAGAUUCCCAGAUCAAGGUUUAUAGGGAUUCUUUGAAGAUGCCAACAUUGAUAUUGGACAAGAAGGAGAAGAUGGUGUCAAGGUUUAUCUCUAGUAAUGGAUUGGUUGAAGAUCCGUGUGCUGUGGAGAAGGAAAGAGCUAUGAUCAAUCCCUGGACUGUGGAAGAGAGGGAGAUUUUCAUGGAUAAGUUAGCCACUGUCGGGAAAGAUUUCAGGAAAAUUGCUACAUUUCUUGAUUAUAAGACGACUGCUGAUUGUGUUGAGUUCUACUAUAAAAACCACAAGUCUGAUUGUUUUGAGAAAAUAAAGAAAACGUCUGAACAAGUGAAGCCAUGUGCUAAUACUUACUUAAUUCCAUCAGGCAAAAAAUGGGAUCGACAGAUGAAUGCAGCAUCCCUUGAUAUAUUGGGUGAAGCUUCUGAGAUGGCAGCUGCAUUCCAAGCUGACAAUGUUCGGCGGCUGUGUUCUGGUAGAAUCUCUUUGGGAGGGUGCAGUGAUUCAAAAAUAUCUUUGGGUGAUGAUGGCAUGACAGAAAGGUCAAGCAGUUUUGAUGUAUAUGGGAAUGAGAGAGAAACAGCUGCUGCAGAUGUUUUAGCAGGAAUAUGUGGUUCGCUGUCGUCUGAGGCAAUGAGUUCUUGCAUCACAAGUUCUGUUGAUCCUGGGGAGGGCCAACGGGAGUGGAAGCACCAGAAAAUGGAUUGUGUUAGGAGAUGGCAUUCAACAUCUGAUGUUACUCAGAAUGUUGAUGAUGACACUUGCUCAGAUGAGAGUUGUGGGGAGAUGGAUCCUGCUGAUUGGACAGAUGAGGAGAAAUCCAUCUUUAUACAGGCAGUGUCAUCCUAUGGUAAGGAUUUUGUCAUGAUCUCACGAUGCGUUAGAACGAGGUCCAGGGAUCAAUGCAAGGUGUUUUUUAGCAAGGCGCGUAAGUGCCUUGGACUGGAUUUGAUUCAUACUGGACGUGGAACUGCGGGAACGUCUGUAAGUGAUGAUGCCAAUGGUGGAGGGAGUGACACAGAAGAUGCAUGUGUCUUGGAGACUAGCUCGGUUAUUUGCAGUGAUAAGGUGGACUCUAAAAUGGAUGACUUGCCAUCCUCUGGGGUCUACAAAAAUCAGGACAAAUCUGAUAUGGAAACCAUGAACAUGCAAACUGACCUGAAUAAAUCAGAGGAUGACAAUGGGGCGAGACUCCUUGAUGAUCAAGGUUCCAAGGAUGUAGGUCCUUUGGUUUCUGAUGAAUCUAAGAUAGUGCGUAAUCUUGAGGUAGUUUCUGAAUUGGAAAGAAAGAGAAUAGAUGAUGUUGAUAGCCAGUCCGAGUCACUGCAGGCCCAUAAAAUUCCAGUUGUAUUGGUUAAGAAGGAAGGUGGGAAAGAUAAUAUGACAGAACAAGCUGUUGGUGUGCCGGUGCCGGCUACGAGUAGAGAAGCCAUGAAUUCAUGCCCGUCAGGUUUAAAUAUUUUAGUUGAGACUACUGAGGCUCCUGUUAAGGGAUUUGAAAAUGGUUUGGAGGGUCAAAUUGAGCAUUAUAAAGUAUGCAAAGCCGAUAGAAAUGGUGACACAGAUACGAUGCAAGGUUCAAAUGCAUUUGGGAAUAUUUUCGAUCUGGCUGUAGAUACAAGUUCUUGUUCUGUUCCUCGGAAGUCAGAUAGUGGGGAUAAGCUUCAUGUAAUGUCAUUGCCACCAGAGAAUUCUUUUGCUCCUGUAGCUUCUGUGUCACAAGAUUCUGCUGCCAGUCAAUGUGAAAAAACAGUCAAACAAAAUAGGUUGUCUACCACACUUGACUUUCAGGGGAAUAAAGAUAAGAAUGCUCAUAUUUCUGUUAGCAGUGAAGACUAUCACCAUAACCUGUUGGGGCAUUCUGUACUGAACCAUGUUGAACACCCCCAGAUUCUCAAGGGGUAUCCGUUGCAAAUUCCUGCAAAGAAAGAGAUGAAUGGCGAUAUAAGUUGCAGACAACUUUCUGAAGCUCAAGGCAGUUCUAAGUCAGACAGGAGUAAUGGGGUGCACUAUAUGGCUCAGGAUUGUUACAUUCAGAAGUGUAAUAGUUCAAUGUCUCAUGCUUCAGUUCCCGAGCUUCCACUUCUGUCACCAAACUUAGACCAAAAGAAUGAUCCUCGAAGAACCCAUUCACGUAGUUUGUCAGAUACAGAUAAACCAUGCAAGAAUGGUGAUGUUAAGUUGUUUGGUAAGAUACUUAGUCAUCCCUCAUCUUCCCAGAAGCCAAAUUCUGGUAGUCAUGAGACUGAAGAAAAUGGGGUUCAUCAUCAGAAACAAAGCUGCAAGGUAUCAAAUUUGAAAUUCACUGCUCCUCUCCCUGCAGAGAUGUUGAAGUUUGAUCGUAAUAACUAUCUAGGCCUUGAGAAUGUUCCUGUGAGGAGUUAUGGUUUUUGGGAUGGGAACAGAAUACAAACUGGUUUUCCAUCUUUGCCUGAUUCGGCCAUCUUGCUGGCCAAGUAUCCUGCAGCCUUUGGCAAUUAUCCUGCGUCCUCAUCCAAAAUGGAGCAGCAGGCUUUGCAGGUCAAGAGUAGUGAGCGCAAUUUUAAUGGUGUCGCAGUUCUUCCGCAAAGGGAAAUUAAUAGCAGUAAUGGAGUGGACUAUCAGGUGUAUAGGAGUCGUGAUAGUACUAAAGUACAGCCAUUUACCGUAGAUGUAAAGCAGAGGCAGGACUUGUUAUUCUCCGAGAUGCAAAGACGAAAUGGGUUUGAAGCGUUGUCGAGUCUUCCACAGCCGGGGAGAGGGAUGGUCGGAGUGAAUGUUGUAGGAAGAGGAGGGAUACUUGUAGGUGGACCAUGCACUGGUGUUUCAGAUCCAGUGGCAGCAAUUAAAAUGCACUAUGCUAAAGCUGACCAGUAUGGUGGGCAGAGUGGGAGCAUUAUUCGGGAAGAAGAAUCUUGGAGAAGUAAUGGGGACAUAGGCAGGUAGUAGUUGUUCUUUGAGGGCUUGGGAAAGAAGCCCUUCGCAGCAAACGUCUUAUCUUUGCUGCGCCCUGUAUAAUAGUUUUUGUAUUGUUCAAUGAAAAAUGAUAGGGCAGUUGACAGUUUCUCAGAUCUCUUUCUUUUUUUGGGUAAAAUAUUUUAGGUGCUUGUAAUAUUGCAGCAGCUUUGUAUUUGUUGUAUUUGAUGGAAAUACAGAAAUAAUCUGUGAAAGUUGGAAGGAGGGGUUCUUAAAA
Messenger RNA from Pistacia vera, 5568 nucleotides. RefSeq lists its product as uncharacterized. The record is from RefSeq and is a predicted model, not a curated record. The coding region runs from base 360 to 5321 and encodes 1653 amino acids. The transcript is spliced from 4 exons. Lineage: Eukaryota; Viridiplantae; Streptophyta; Magnoliopsida; Sapindales; Anacardiaceae.